Molecule: messenger RNA, 1490 nt
Organism: Thermothelomyces thermophilus ATCC 42464
Lineage: Eukaryota; Fungi; Ascomycota; Sordariomycetes; Sordariales; Chaetomiaceae
Exons: 1
Coding region: 244-1407 (387 amino acids)
Cellular component (GO): kinetochore
Source: RefSeq, a predicted model, not a curated record
GCACCUCAUCACAUCUAUACAAAAUACACCCUUUGACCUUUCAGCAAACCCCCACACUAAGGAAAUAAAUACUUGAACGUGAAGGCAACGCACUGUCGGAAAAAUUUCUAGCCAUCCACAAUUCCUCAACAACCAUACCCCUCCCCCUUUGGCUUUUUUGAUGACCUCUUGAACUUUCACUUUCAUCAACACAAUCAACUUACACAUUACAUUCCCUCAGCAGACCCCCGACGGACUCACAACAUGAGCCCCCUUACGAAAAACAAGCCCCCGAGGCCAGAGGAGGAAAAGAAGAAGGAGGAUGAAGAAGAAGAGGAAGAAGACUACAUGACUAUGACCUUCUCCGACGACCCCCCCGGCUCCACCGCGGGCGAGACGUCCCUGCAGCGCCGCCAGCGCCUCCGCCGCGAGGCCGAGGCCCGAGCCCGCCCCAAGUCCAAGGCCGAGCUCGCCGCCGAGGCGGAAGCCCGCCGCGAGGCCGCCCUCUCCCGGUCGCUGCUGACCGCCAACCCCAAGAGCAAGGGGCUGGCCAUGAUGGCCAAGAUGGGGUUCAAGGGCGGUGCGCUCGGCAAGCAACAGCCGCCGGUGGCGCAAAGCUCGGAAGGAGGAGGCAAUGGUGCUAGUGGCGAUGGCGAUCCGGAAGGGAAACGGGUCGGCGGCGCAGAAGGAAGAGAUGGGGAAGGAGCAGCAGCAGCAGCAGGAGCAGGAGCAGGAGGAAGGGGUGGGGAUGGCCCCCGCAUAGAGCCCAUUCGGAUCGAGAUCAAGGAAGGCCGCGAGGGCAUUGGGCUGGAGAGCGAACGGAAGCGGAAGCUCAGAGAGGCCGCCGAGGCCGCCGGGGAGAGGGCGAAGCGGGCCAAGGAGGACGAGGCCGGGUACCGGGAGCGGAUGAGGAGGGAGCGAGAAGAGGCCCGGUGGGAGCGCCAGUUCGUCGCCGCCCAACGAGUUGCCGAGAGGAUGGUCGGGGAGAGGGAAGACAGAGAAGCAGGGGCGGGGACCACAGGGCCGGCACCGGCCCCGGCCCCGGCCCCGGCGUCGCGCCCGCUGAAGGCGAUCCCCGUUGUCUGGCGGGGCCUGGUAAAGGCGAGGGAGGAGGCCGAGAGGGACCGCAGGAUGAGGCGCGAUCUCGAGCAGGGCCUGGCCAGGCUGCCGACGUACGACGAUGCAGACGAGGACGAGGACGAUCGGAAGGCGCUGGGCAAGACGGCGACGGAGGUCGUCAUUGCGGAGGAUCUGGAUGAGGAGGACGCGGAGCUGGACGAGUUCAAUGCCCUGCCACCGGACGAGCGGCUGCGGAGGGUGGUCGAGUACCUGCGCAGGGAGUUUCACUACUGCUUCUGGUGCAAAUUCGGAUACCCUGAUGAGCAGAUGGAGGGCUGUCCCGGACUGACGGAGGAGGACCACGACUAGAGCGGCAACAAGCGGUUGUCUUACAGUACCCUACCCUCACCGUCGGCCACGCCCUAUCUGUACCUGCCAUGCCGCUACCUGCU